CUUUGUUUGAAAAAACCAUGACACACACCAAUUCAUAGCGUCAGGGGUUAAGAGGGGCAAACGGCUGCGGAACAAUGACGGCUUCAAUGAUGACAGCUUCCCGCUGCAGGUGCGUUCUAGCCCUCGAACAUGAGGCUCAAAAGCACCAACAAGAACGGACGAGCAUGUGAGACCUGGAAAUCAUCGCCACCGCAUGGUAACCAGAUGGAAAAUACGUGGGCCACAUGCACUGGAAGUCAGUCUAAACUUUGCGAAAGAACGGUGUGCGGCAGCGUGGCUUUCGUCCUAAACGGAAUCCGGCAAGCGGCCAGUACAGUCGCUUCGAAGAUAAUGCUCAAGGAGCCAGCUUCCAUACGGGUAGAACCGACGGACAGCCCUGUGCUAGACGACGAGGCGCCUGGUGUACCCAACCAACGCACUCUUGACCUUGGGCUGGCCCAGGCAAAAGGGUUCAUCUCGAUGAUCGCCUAUGGGGCGGCCAUCUCGGACUCGCCCACCGUGAGCUCGAACGUUGACUGGCGGUUUGGCACUCGAGGCAUCGACCUGAUGCUCACCUCCAGCCGCGAAUUCGCCAGCCGCCAGACCGCCUCACAGGAAGCCCACUUCGAGCGGUCGGCGUACAUCACCGGCGCCCAGCACGUCCUCGAGGGCCUGCCGCGGGACCUCAGCGCGGCCGAGGCAACCACCCUGCGCCGCGGGUUGCCGGAUUCGGUACUCCGCCCCGACUCGGCACCCUCUUGGUGGUGGAGAAGGCCCCGUGGGCAGCAGAACGUGGUGCACAGCCUCGUCGUCGGCUUGCUGUACUGGCUGUGCACCCUCGCCGUGUGGUUGGAGUUUGUGGGCGUCAAGGUGAUCGCGGCAGAGCGGCGGUACGCCUAUGGUCAGUGGCUGCUGCUGGAGGGUGUUGGCCUGGCAUGCGCUGUUGUUCAGACGCUGCGCUGGUGGAGUGAGUUUUGGCCGUGCCAGGUUUUGUUGGCGAUGAUGAAGUACGUCGUCAUCGGGGUUUUGGGGGCGUUUAUCGAGGUUUGGCAGCCGCCUGUCGCUAGGGAGGGAGGUACGGCAGGGAAUAUUCCUACUGUACAGGAACUUGGGGAGGCAGGCGCUCUCGUACCUCUGGCAUUGCAAGGUAGAUUGCCCGUGCAAGCCGUCGCGGAUUCCUCGCACUAGGGUGUGUGGCAUGGUAUUAGAUAAAAUCAUAAUAAUAAAGUUUAAACCCA
This is a messenger RNA of Chaetomium fimeti, 1217 nucleotides long. RefSeq lists its product as uncharacterized. Bases 130 to 1167 code for a protein of 345 amino acids. The transcript is spliced from 3 exons. Lineage: Eukaryota; Fungi; Ascomycota; Sordariomycetes; Sordariales; Chaetomiaceae. The record is from RefSeq and is a predicted model, not a curated record.